Molecule: messenger RNA, 1407 nt
Organism: Scheffersomyces stipitis CBS 6054
Lineage: Eukaryota; Fungi; Ascomycota; Pichiomycetes; Serinales; Debaryomycetaceae
Exons: 1
Coding region: 1-1257 (418 amino acids)
Source: RefSeq, a predicted model, not a curated record
AUGGAAAACUAUGAGACAGGUAGCGACCUCAAUGAUUUAAUAUCUGAUGUGAGUGUUAAAUUCAACAACUCCAAAGUCAGUCAAAUAAGAUGCGUUUUACUCCAUCUUUGUAAAUUUCGAAUCAUUGAAGAGUCCAGCAAGAUUCUUACAACGAAGCCUAAGUUGAACGAAGUAUUACACCUAGGCGAGGCUUCAGUAUACCAGCUUUGUUACUUGCUUAAAAAGAUUCUCGAUGCCUUGCGAAUCCCAGCAGAAGUGGUUUUAGGGUUCUGGAAGAAGCCCAAUGAAUUCUAUCACAACGAGCAAUAUGUCAUUAAUCACAGUUGGUUGUCCAUCUUGUUAGACAGCAAAUUCUAUAUCUUGGAUCUUUACAAUUUCAAGAAUGGUUCAGUCUGUAACAUUCGGGAGAAUGCUGAAGGCUUUAACGAAUUCUACUUCUUAGCCAGACCCUUGAGCGUUGUUUCCACACACAUUCCUUCCGUUAUCGAUCUCCAACAUGUUCUUCCUCCUAUAGAUCCUAGUAUCGCAUUCUAUUUGCCCAGAGCUUACUCGGGUUUCUACAGGAGCGGAUUGAAAUUCAGAAACUUCAACAAUGCUUUGACCAGACUUAGAGACUUGGAAUUUUUUGAGUUAGAAUUGAAUAUUCCAGUAGAUGUGGAAUUGUUCACAUUGGUCAAGACAUCUAAGGUCACUACCAACGAACUCAGUUUGUGCCAAAUUCAAUGGAACAACAACAAGAAAAUUGCAAAGAUUAAGGCUAUUCUCCCAGAAGGAGAAUCUAUCGGGGUUUUGCAAAUCUUUGCCGGACCAAAAGGAUUGCAGAAGCAUUUUGACAAUAUCCACGAGUUGGCUGUUGUUAUUCCCUUGUAUCACACCGGCGACUACAAGCCCUCCAAGUUCAUUCCCAGAUUUCCUACAGUCCAAAGUCAGAACAACGACUUGUAUGUGAGACAACCUCAAACAAACAAAAUUAUAGUCAAAAAUGCUUAUAAUUUUGAAAUAGAUCUGUAUCCAUCAACAGGAUUGAACAGCGGAUCGGGUUUGAUGAACCAGGACUUCAAAAUUGUCAUUGAAUCACCUUCGGGAAAAUAUUUUAAAAUGACCAAAGACGAUCCCCUGAAGCCAUUCGGAACAUUCGCUGCUAACAUAAAAUGUACGGAGCUUGGUCUCUACCGUGGGCUCGUUAUUGGUGAUAGUGGUAACAGUUGGUAUGUUUUCACUCAAUGGGAAAGUGUCCCAGGUACGGUCACCAAUUAGGCAUUUCAUCAUUCUAAUAAUCAUUAAAAUCAGUCAUAUAAAACAAAAAACCACCAUAACGUCAUUUAGUUGUUUCUUUCUAUUCACAUCAGCAUAAUAAUCUACCUACAUAUAUAAUUAAUCAUUUGCAUUUGAAUAAACAUCUUUCAU